Messenger RNA from Physcomitrium patens, 803 nucleotides. RefSeq lists its product as uncharacterized. The record is from RefSeq and is a predicted model, not a curated record. Lineage: Eukaryota; Viridiplantae; Streptophyta; Bryopsida; Funariales; Funariaceae.
UGUCUGGACCGCGUCUGCAAUGCGCCGGGGGAGGAAAGAAACAAAGUCGGGUUCGUUCAAUCACUCGUCCUCCCAGACAGUCAUGAAAUACAUUACGUUCGGGUAACACAGAUACUCUUGUCUGGUAGUGUUGAUAUAGUGCCCGUCAGUUAGUGAUUGUUUCCUAAACCUCCAAGCGCUUUCACGCAGCUCCACGCAACUCACACAGAUACACUUGUCCUGUAGUAUUGGUAAAGUGCCCGCCAGUGAGUGAUUGUUUUCUAAACCUCCUAGCGCUUUCACGCAACUCCGGGCUCCUCUAUCAUGGCUCACGCACCACCACCAGCUCCUAGGAGGGGCUAUCUGCGUCAUGUUUUCGGCCCGUCAUAUCGUCAACAACCAGUCCCAGAGCUUCCGCACGAGCGGAGUACACUGAGGAUCCAGCUCCACAGGGACAUCAGCCUGACAAAUCUACUAACUGAGCUGGUGUAUGAGUCGAAUCGCCGACCUGAGCAGUUUUUCUCAGAGCCCAGGGCAGCCAAAGACGGUAGGAACAGGAUGAUUUUGAUUAUUACUGGCUUUCCUCCUGAUGCUAACUAUGACGCAGCAAGCAUUUUGGAAGUGGUGAGGAGGUUUGACGGCAAUGCAGACUACGCCUAAGUGGAGUUUCGAUUGAUUCCGAUGAUACCAGGCAAAUUUGAAGUUUGGAAGCUGUGUCACUGUACAGAAAUGAAGAGGCCCUGCAACUGAAUCAUUGUACAGAAACGAAGAGGCCUUACAAUACAUUCAUGUAGAAAAUAUGGUGGCAUAUCGAUUGAUCCGUG